AUGUCUAGAAAGAGAAAGACUCCGCCCGAGUUUACUGAGUCGCCUUCCCCGCCUUUCACACACAGGAUCAUUGUCGGGGUUGACUACGGCACAACCUACACGGGAGUCGGAUACGCCAGCACCAAAGACAGUGGUAUUAGCGAUGUCAUUAUGAUAAGUACCUGGCCUGGCCCUACGAGAGAUAGCGAGACGGUGUUUAAAACCCCAUCUCGUAUUGCUUAUGAUGCAGAAAAUCCUCGGGUUAGGGGCCAGCGAUGGGGCUACCAGGUCGAGCCGGGCAUGACUGCCUACUCCUGGACCAAACUUUUCCUGGAUAAAAAUACACCUCUCACCGAGUACGAUGAUGCAGCUCUGAACAAGGCCUCCGGGGUGGGAAUGUUGAUGCUACCCGAGGGAAGGACCGCUGUGGAUGUCGUGGCAGACUACCUGGCCGAGAUCUACAAGCACCUAAUAAAGACGAUCGCAAAGACGAUAUCCGAGGAAGCGCUAAGCGCUACGCCUAUUGAGUUCUGGUUCACUGUUCCCGCUAUUUGGUCAGACGAAGCCCAGGCUGCCACUCGUGAGGCUGCCGAGCGUGCUUCAAUCGUUGACCGUCCCUCGCAGCCCGGGGAUGAUGAUAUCACAACCUAUUUGGUCAACGAAAUCGAGCCCGUGCUGGAAUUUGAAGAGCUCUGUACAGGAACUGGUGGCAAAUGUGGCUCGAUUGCAAUCGAUCGCGAGUUUUACCGAUUGAUGCCUAAGCGGUUUGGCGAUGCGUUCGAUCUUCUCCCAAUGAAACGCAAGGGACCUGGCAGCGAUUUCAUGAAGAAGUUCGAGAUCAUCAAACGGGACUUUGGAUAUUCUGAUGACAACACCCUCUUUCGAACUUCCCCUCAAUAUGAAGUUACCGACCAGAUCCUCAGUCUUGUUCGUCAGCAGAUCACCGAUGCACAGACGGAGACUGGAAGUCAAAUCAUCACUCGAAUAAUUUUGGUUGGUGGUUUCGGCGACUCUGAGUAUUUGCGAAAGGCUUUCCGGGACACGUUUGAGUUACAGGAAAAGAUCAUGAUAACAGUUCCCGACAACCCACAGGCAGCUAUCGUUCAAGGGGCUGUGCUGCGUGGUCUUGAAGUCACCCGUUUCGAACCCAGCAUCGAUAACGAGUCGGUUUCCUUCCAUCACUUCUUUACUGGGGAGAAGUCAGUUAAUAUUAUGCGUUGGAUUAUUGCCAAGGGUGAUAAAUAUUCAGAAGCGCAUACCUGCACUGUCGACAUGGUCUGUUACCCCGAAGACGGUCAGUCAAGAAUGACCCUCUACUCGUGCGACCUACCGCAUGCCCCUGAACGAUUUAAUUCGCAAGAUGAGAGGGGAAAGAUUUCUCACCAGGCAGCAUGCCGCCUUCAAUAUGAGAUCACUUGUCGUGACGAGAUUGUUGGACAGGCGAUUAUCGACUUUCGCAGUCAUGAGGCCCAGUGA
Messenger RNA from Aspergillus ibericus CBS 121593, 1455 nucleotides. RefSeq lists its product as uncharacterized. The transcript has 12 exons. Bases 1 to 1455 code for a protein of 484 amino acids. The record is from RefSeq and is a predicted model, not a curated record. NCBI's taxonomy places the organism in Eukaryota, Fungi, Ascomycota, Eurotiomycetes, Eurotiales, Aspergillaceae.